GGGAAAUACAAACUGGUAUCCUGUAUUAAAUAUACUAAGUUGAGUUGUUUGUUUUCUUAUACGCAACACUUAUAUAUAUAUAUAUACAUGACUGAACCUCGGGUCAAACUCAAACGAACCUAACUGGAACUCAUAGUAUAAUCUUACCGUAGAGACCUAUUAUAGAAAAAGUUAAGAGUGACAUUUUUAUCCAGUAAUAAUCCCCGUCCGAUUGCAAUGUGGUAUGUUAGACAGUUCUACUGUAGUCCAACCCCCCACCCCCACCCCCGCCCCUACAUACAGAAACCUCCCCUUCAUUGCGUUUUCAAUAUAACUAAAGCGCGAGUGGGCCAGAGAUCUAUCGUUGAAAAAGUAAUUAUAUUAGUAAGAGUGCCUCUGAAUUGAUUUCGAUCUAGUGUAGUUGCUCUCUUACACACACAGAACACUGUUGUUUUCACUUAUUUUUUUCAACUCAAACAUUGUUUCAAAACCGUUUUGCAAUGUAUGGUUUUGAUCAUUGUUUGCUUAUUUCCUCUAUUAUAUUUUUUCACCCUUGCAGGUCGGGGAAUGAAAAAAGAAUACACCUGUAUAUUAUGUUUAAAAUGUAACGAUUAAGAUUGCAUGUACACUUAUACAGCAUUUCAUCAGUAUAUAUAUACAAUGGAUAUUCAUUAUUUGAUUACUAAGUGUAGGGUAUGUGUGGGGGUUGUCUUCCCUGCGAAAUGGAACGGUUGCCUGAACCAGGAAGUUCGGUUUUUCCUUGCGACAUGCAUAUGUGCAUACGGGACAUAUAGACGAAUACCAUGUGAACACGUCUUGGAUACAUUUCAAGCAAACUGUCAAAACAAGACCCUGCCAUCGAUACCUUUGGUGACCGGCAAAAGAUCAAAACGUCGAUUAUGAGUUUCCACACAUUUGUAACGUUUACGGUAAUUAUUUUGUCUGCUGAUGCAUUGCUCGUCAAACAAACCGCACAGGAACAUGUGUGUUUUCCGUGUGAUUGCUUAAACGUCACUGCAGAUUGUAGCAACCGGAACAUAACAAAAGUCCCGGUCCUGCGCAGCAACAUUACACAAAUCAUUCUUUCUCAAAACACCUUGACUACAGUUACAAGAAAUAUAUUUGAGAAGGUUAAAACGCUUGAUAUUACAACGAUAAAGCUUGGGUACUGUAAAGUAAUGCAUAUUUCCAAUGACUCAUUUCUGGAUUUUCAACGGUUAAAACACUUAAAUAUGAGUGGAAAUUGGAAACUCCCUUUCAUGGAACUCUCUCAAGCAUUGGUAAAUAUAAACGUUACCCAUUUAAACCUGGACGAUGCGGGGAUUGGAAACAAGCUUGACGUCGUGUUCAUUCCUUUCAAACACGUUAAUAUGCUCAGUCUCCGUGGAAAUAUGAUCGAAAACCUCCAUGCGACUUUGUUUUCAAACGGAUUUCCUUCUUUAAAUAUUCUCGACUUAACAAACAAUAGCCUACAAACGUUUCCUGCAUUGAAUCAAAUCGAAAAAUUGAAUUUGGCAAAAAACAAAAUAGAGUCCACAGGUCUCCGUUUCUGUGUGAACGGAUCGGUUCCUAAAAACAGACUGGUUGAGUUGGAUCUUUCCUGGAAUUUCCUUUCUGACAUUUCCGUUUUCAAUUCAGAAGGACACUGUCUUUCGAAGUUGCAGACCUUAAUUUUAAACAAUAACUAUCACAUCAUCCAAAUACCUGACAACGUCUUCUCCCGGCUUCCACGAAUCAACAAAAUCCUCUUCAGGUAUGUAAGCGGUAGAAUCGAUAUUGAUCCGCUCGCCUUCAACGCAUCAACAUUGCUGGAACUCCGUCUUACCACUAGUGAACAGCUUAUCCUACGGCCAAAACAUGUCAACAUGUUCAAGCAGUGCCCGAAUUUGCAUACGCUACAUUUCACAAAUGUUGUGUUCAAAAACAUAUCCGAUAAUCUAACAGAUAUGUUUUCGCAUUUAGUCAAAAUGAAAGAUUUUAAAAUCAAGCGUGGAAUUAUAUGGGACAUUUCCUUUCUAUCAACAAUGGAGAAUUUGACAAUUCUUGAAUUGUUUGAUAAUUACAUAAAAGGAUGGAAUCCCGAAAUUUUCAUGACUAAACCUUUGAAAAAAAUCAUUCUCUCGGAAAACCAAAUUGCAGUGUUUGACCAAAACUCAUUUCCUCAGCAUAUCUGGGAUAAUUUAGAAUAUUUUUCCGCUACAAGUAAUCCAUUCGAAUGCACGUGUAAACUGUUAUGGUUUAAGGAUUGGUUAAACGACAACAGGAAUAAACUUUCUAAAAAUUAUCCAGAGUUGUAUAUAUGUUUAUACCCUCACGAAUGGAAGGAAAAAACCGUUGUCCAAUAUGAGCCUGACCAAUAUGAAUGUCAACCCGCUGUAAGCGCGCUGUUGGUGAUAGGGAUCGGGUUAGGCUGUUUAGCAGGUGUGCUCCUGCUAAUAGCUUUCAUUGUUUACAAAGGACGUUAUCAUAUCAAACACAGAAUGCUACUCGUUCGCUCUCUGCAACCGUACGACCGUCUUCCAGACGGCGAAGAAUUUGUGUAUGACGCAUUCGUCGCUCACCACGUGGACAAUAGAGUCUGGGUUAUAAACCAUCUACUACCCUUCCUCGAGAAACAGAGGAAGCUGCGUCUUUGCCUCGACGAGAGGGAUUUCCUUCCAGGUAAUUUCAUUGCCGACAACAUUGUUAACAAUAUGAAGGUGAGCCGAAAAGUGAUAUUGGUUUUCUCUGAAGACUUUGCGGACAGUGAGUGGUGCCUAUUCGAGGCAACGACCGCCUACAACAGGAUACUAGCGGAGGGAGCAUCCUCUGUUGUUAUCAUAAUGCUGGAGGACAUUAGACACCGACCCGUCGAUAAUACCAUUCGGAACCUUCUCCACGCCGUCGCCUAUAUAGAGUGGGGAAGCGAGAGGAGUGAUCGCCCAGUAUUCUUUCGGAAACUUCUCGAUGCUCUCCAGUGAUGGACUCGUAUUUCUUGCACACCAGUUGGGCUUUCAGCUCAUAAUAAUGGACUUGAACAUUUAAGAGUGGGUUAUACUUUUCGGAAUUUGUAUUUUAUAUUACGAAGUUCACUGAAUAGAAUGUCAGCUUGGAUGCAGAGAGUCAUAUUGUUUCAUCCUUUUACUAAUACUGCAAAACUAGUUCUGGCCAAAUUCAUCAUUAUGUAUGCAAGAAACUAAAAUCAAAGUCCUAUGUGUACCUGUAACUACCAAACACUUCCUCCUCUAAUGUCUAAACUACCAACAAUUAAGAAUACACUGUUUUCGACGCCUUACUCUCGACUAUAUUCAUUUUUGUUACCAUACUACUAUAUGGUAGUCCUGACAUGCCAAUUCAAUAUAAUGAGUAUAUUUUGACUGCGUCCAACAGUAUAUCUGUUAUUCAAGAAUAUUUUGAAACUUUGUGUUCUACUGUUAUUGUAUGCUUUAAUGUUAUAUUCAGCGUAGAGCCUUUUUGAAAAUGUAUUCAACUUGUACAGUUCCAUGGUGUUACCAUAUUAUAUCCCAAUAAGUCUUCCCUUCAUAAAUAAACUUUUGGUUUUAUUUGCUACUUUUAGCAAACUCUUUUAUUCAAACUCCUCUGCUCCCCUCGCCUUUAUUUCUUUAAUUAAUAAUGUAUCAACAGUCAUUGUAGUCCUAUCGCUAAAUGUACUGAAUGAAUGUUAGAAGACGGACGUAUACAUAAGUAGCAUGUGUUUGUUUUCGAAUCCUUGUAUUAUGUAUAUUAUGUGCAUUUAUCUAAUAUAUUAACAAUGCAAUUUAAUUUCAACUUAAUUACGGAUCCUAACAAUUAUCAAAAGGUUGAUCGGUUUUGAUAGCCUAUCAGUCUUACCAGGUGCUUUUUGGAAAUGUGGAAAUAUUAUUUAUAUUAUGGUUAUUUGCAAAACCGACAAACAUAGUCAAGACUUUUUUUAAAUGUUUAUUUGCUGCUUGAUUCCGAUCGCAACGUGAGCUUAAUUACUGUCAAUAAACUUUAAACAUUACAUCCCCUUGUUACAAAGAAUCAGUUUUUUUAACUUUAUCUUAUUUGCACGUAUUUUUAUUUUUUUUUGCAUUUUUUUCAUUAUGUUUAUGUACUUAAGGACAGGAAACUUUUUUUCAUAUUUCGAAAAUAUUAGAACGGGAAUCAUUGGGUUGUCCCCGACAAAAUGUGAUAUAACCAGGUUCUAGGUAGUGACCAGAUUUCAAAUUAAUUAACAGAUGUCUGGUGUCUCUAUUUGAGAUUUAUUCAGCUUUUCUUUCAACAGUAUUGUUGGUAUGUACAUAUACCUAUAUACAUACAUUAAGUAUGAAAUAUUAACAAAUAAAUAAAAAUCACUUUUUUAUAAAUCUGAUGUUUUUUAUUGUAAUGUAUUUAAUAUUUGUGAUGUAUGUCUUCUAUUAUCUUUUUUAGGUAUAUUUACAUUUGUUUAUAUUUAUCUGUCUGUAAAAUAUUUUUUUCGCCCGUUAUCACUUUUACCUCUCUUUAGUACGUGUUGCUCUCGUUUGGGGUAUACCCUUAUUUAUCAAUUACGGACUUGCUGAGGUGAAUUUGUUGUUAUUUGAUCCUGAAAAAGUGAUAUUAACCGAGACGAAGUCGAGGUCAAUAUAACUUUUCCGGCCCGUUAAACCACAUAUUUAACUAUAUCCGUAAUUGAUAAAUAGGGAUGUUUUAAUAGGUGCUUAAUCAUGUUUUAAGUAUAAUAGAACUAUGCAAAUUCUACGAAAGAAAGUGCAGCAUUUGGCAGAAAGCAUUGAGACAUUAAAAUAAAAGUGACGUUAUGAAUUGAAUAAGGACCUGCUAUUUCUUAAACUAGUAACAUCAAAUCAAUAUCAGAAAAUAACCGACCUCUACGUAAUCAUGAUCCAGCUUUCUCAGUCUGGCGGUGGCCCCCUAAGCACUCGUCCUUGUAUGACCUGGGCUGUUGCAAGGACGUUAAACCCAAAACAAACAAACAAACCGAUAGCACUGAUCUGCUAGCAAGAUAGUCACUUUUCUCAUACUGUAUCUCUUUCUACAUUUCCCGUUAGUGUUGCUAGGAGUUCAUUCUAGACCAGGGACGCUGUAGGGAGACACUUGAAUACAUAGGUAAACAUCAUUGAUGUAGCUACUCAACCAUUGUUAGGUCAUAGGGUG
This is a messenger RNA of Mizuhopecten yessoensis (Yesso scallop), 5094 nucleotides long. Its product is annotated as toll-like receptor 4. Gene Ontology annotation, biological process: immune response; toll-like receptor signaling pathway. The coding region runs from base 879 to 2939 and encodes 686 amino acids. Lineage: Eukaryota; Metazoa; Mollusca; Bivalvia; Pectinida; Pectinidae. Gene Ontology annotation, cellular component: membrane. Gene Ontology annotation, molecular function: transmembrane signaling receptor activity; protein binding. The record is from RefSeq and is a predicted model, not a curated record. The transcript has 2 exons.